GAAGCCUAAAGAUACAUCUGACACUGCACUUCCUCCCAGGAAAGCUACCCUCAGUCAGUUUGCAACAUACUGAACUCUCAAACGUCAUAGAUGCAGUUGGAGCGGAAGUCGUGGUCUACCUUUUUCAAGCUGUUUUCCACUCAAGGGGCUUGGACUCUUACUAACGCACAAAGCAAGGUCCAAUCUGGCAAUUUCUAAUAUUUUUUUUCCAGCUGACAACCAACCGUCAGGUUGAGCAGCCGUUCGAUGGUGCCCUUCAUCUGCAACGCUCAGAGGUUUUGAGCCGAAUUAUGAGCCUACCAAGAAAGUCUGAGGAGCACAGCAGACAUUCAAGACUUUCUAAGUUUAGCACAGAGGGGUCAUACCACUGGCACUAUUACAAAAAGCCCUGGCUGAACCAGCGCUCCCAGUCCGCCCCGGUGCAGCCGCUGGGUGAGUACGAGUGGAGGACCUCUGCCGACCUAAAGCACAAUGUACCCAAGGUUAAGAGGUUGGACAGUAAAGGUAACAUUGCCCUGGAACCUAUCCAUCUCAGGGUUUUGAGUCUGCCACGGAGUAUCCCCAGCACCGCAACAACUGGACCAGUGGAAAAGCCCAGUGGAGAUGAGAAGCCAUGGUCACUGCGCUCCCUGAUUCCCUUCCACAGGUCUGUUUCGGAGCCCGGGACUGGCAGCAGCGCAGAGAAGACUGUAGUUCGGAAGUUGCGUUCAAAUGCGGAGGAGCAAAAUGGCCCCUUUGUCCAUGGCCUGUUUUCCUCUGUAUCACGGAGGAUCAGCAAGAUCCUCAGCAUUAAGGAUGAGCCUGACCCCAACCACCAAGUGCCCGAUGUGAAGGGACCACCGACACACCGCUUUUCCUGCGGCCAGUCGCCCUACUCUGAGACCAGCAUGUGGGAGCGGAAGUACUGCAUCCUGACUGAUAGCCAGCUCAUCCUGCUCAACAAGGAGGAAGAGAUGCCAGGUGAGGUGGUUGAUAGUCCUACAGAGUCAUCCAAGGGGAGGAGCCUCCGUCGAACAGUCAGCGUUCCAUCCGAGGGACAGUUCCCAGAGUUCCAGCCAGAGGGCGCCUCCAUUCUAGAAGUGUCUGCUGAGAGGUCCCCAAGGAGGCGGAGUAUAUCAGGCCUGGGUUCAGAAAAGAACCUAUCUCUGGACGCACCCAACACGUCCCCCUUCAAAGUACCGGGUUUUUUCAGCAAACGUCUGAAGGGAUCCAUAAAGCGGACAAAGAGUCAGACAAAACUGGACCGCAACACCAGCUUCAGACUUCCUUCUCUGAGACCUUCAGAAAAUGACAGAUCCCGAGGGCUGCCUAAGUUGAAGGAGUCGUGUUCACACGAGUCCCUGCUCAGCCCGGGCAGCGCGGUCGAAGCACUGGAUCUGGGAAUGGAGGAGGAUGUGUACGUCAAGGCUCUCCACAGCAGCAUAUUGGGUCAGGAGUUCUGCUUCGAGGUCACCUACUCAGGAGGCAGUAAGUGCUUCAGCUGCUCUUCCGCCUCUGAGAGAGACAAAUGGAUGGAGAACCUGAAGAGGACAGUCCAACCCAACAAGGACAACUGUCGACGAGCAGAGAACGUCCUCCGCCUGUGGAUCAUCGAGGCCAAGGACCUGCCCCCUAAGAAGAAGUAUUUCUGCGAACUGUGCCUGGACGAUGUCCUGUACGCCCGCACCACCAGCAAGACCCGGACCGACUCCCUCUUCUGGGGGGAGCACUUUGAGUUCUACAGCCUGCCGCCGGUGCGCAGCAUCACCGUGCACAUCUACAAGGACGUGGACAAGAAGAAGAAGAAGGACAAGAACAACUACGUGGGCCUGGUCAACAUCCCUGUUGGAGGGGUGACGGGGAGGCAGUUUGUGGAGAAGUGGUACCCUGUCAGCACUCCCACCCCCAACAAAGGGAAGGGAGGCGGACCCUCCAUCCGGAUCAAGUCCCGCUUUCAGACCACCUCCAUCCUGCCCAUGGAGCAGUACAAGGAGUUUGCCGAGUUCAUCACGAACAACUACACCAUGCUGUGCUCUGUCCUGGAGCCGGUGAUCAGCGUGAAGAACAAGGAGGAGAUGGCCUGUGCCCUCGUACACAUCCUUCAGAGUACCGGCCGGGCUAAGGACUUUCUGACAGACCUGGUGAUGUCCGAGGUGGACCGGUGUGCCGACCAUGAAGUCCUGAUCUUCAGGGAGAACACGCUAGCCACCAAGGCCAUCGAGGAGUACCUGAAACUGGUGGGACAGAAAUACCUGCAUGAUGCACUAGGGGAGUUCAUUAAAGCACUGUACGAGUCAGAUGAAAACUGCGAGGUGGACCCGGGGAAGUGCUCUAGCAGUGAGCUCCCUGAGCACCAGAGCAACCUGAAGAUGUGCUGCGAGCUGGCCUUCUGCAAGAUCAUCAACUCCUACUGCGUGUUCCCGCGGGAGCUGAAGGAGGUGUUUGCCGCGUGGAAGCAACAGUGUCUGACCCGAGGGAACCAGGACAUCAGCAAGAGGCUCAUCAGUUCCUCGCUGUUCCUCCGCUUCCUCUGCCCCGCCAUCAUGUCCCCGUCGCUCUUCAGCCUCAUGCAGGAGUACCCAGAUGACCGCACCUCCCGCACCCUCACCCUCAUCGCCAAGGUCAUUCAGAAUCUGGCCAACUUCGCCAAGUUUGGCAACAAGGAGGAGUACAUGGCGUUCAUGAACGACUUCCUGGAGCAUGAGUGGGCGGGCAUGAUGCGUUUCCUCUCGGAGAUCUCUAACCCAGAAACCAUCUCCAACACACCCGGCUUUGAAGGUUACAUCGACCUGGGCCGGGAGCUGUCCGUCCUCCACUCGCUGCUAUGGGACGUGGUGUCCCAGUUGGACAAGGGUGAAAAUUCCUUCCUGCAGGCCACCGUAGCCAAGCUGGGCCCCCUGCCACGCAUCCUGGGGGACAUCACCCGCUGUCUCUCCAGUCCGACGCCCAUCCAACAGCAGCUACGGCGCUUCCAGGACUGCAGCUCGUCCCACAACAUCAGCAGCAGCGUCUCCUCGGGCCUGCAAAGGAUAUUCGAGGAUCCAGCCGACAGUGAAGUUCGCAGUAUCAAGUCCCCGGUCCAGGAGCAAAUCAUUGACGUUCUCCCCCGGGGGAAGCACCCGCUCUUGGGCCAGCAGUCGUCUGCCCACAGCAUGAGUUUCUCAGAAAAAGAGGAGCGGGAGAACCCCCUGCCGAAUGGACGCAGCAUUUCCCUGGUGGACCUCCAGGACCCUCACACAGUCCAUAGUGGCCAGGGACCCCUCCCUUUGCACGAUGCCCCCCUCCGACUGAGCAGGGUGGGCUCCCAGGUGUCCGUGGGACACCCCCACCAGGCGACCACUUCGCAGUCGCACCAAGCCCUCCACCAGAAGCCGGCGUUACGGGACAACCUCCCCCAGAGCGCCCCACAGGUGCGUCGGCCGCUCCCCCCCUCCCUCAGCCAGCAGAGGAGCCUCCAGCCCCUCUCCUUCCAGAACCCGGUCUAUCACCUCAGCAACCUGACACAGCAGCAACAGCAACACAUAGCUGCCCACUCCACCGCGCACUCGGUCCACUCCGUGCGCUCCCUGCAGCCGGACUCCAGCUCGGAGAACCUGAGCACGGACAGCUCCCGCAGCCACAGCAACUCCGAGGCGGAGUCCGGAGCUGGGAGCCAGGCAGCGAGAGUGCGCCGGGUCCCAUCCAACAGCAGCCUAGAGGAGUACAGCCGCCAGAGCACGCAGAGCGAGGACUGCUCCACACCGCGCCGCCACGCACCAAACGAGCACUCCGCCGGGGCCCACGCGGUGGCGGUGGCCCGGCAGAGCACGACGGGCACCGCCCACAUUGUGAGGGUGGAGCAGCAGAGCCGCGGGGGGAGUGCCGAGGCCUGGCCUCCCCGCUCGCUGCCCCACAGCGCCUCCCUGCGCAGCAGCAGCUCCGUCAACACGGAGCCCAUGCCCGUCCCCAUCCAGGCUCAGCCGGGAGCCAGUGUGACGGGCCACUCGCGCCAGCAGUCCCCCUGCUCCAUGGAAGGCCCGACGGUUCCUGUCAGGAGCGUGGCCAAACAGCACACGCCCCAGCAGGUGGCUUCGCCGGUAGAGCCUGUCACCAUGUCGCCGGUAGAGAGGACGGCGGCGUGGGUGCUAAAUAACGGCCAGUACGAGGACGAGGAUGAGGCCCGAGCAGAGCAGAGCAGCCAGGACAACAGGCACACAGAGAAGUACGAGCAGGAGAUCUCCAAGCUGAAGGAACGCCUGCGGGUGUCUAGCCGGCGUCUGGAGGAGUACGAGCGACGCCUUCUGGCCCAGGAGCAGCAGAUGCAGAAGCUGCUGAUGGAGUACAAGGCGCGCUUGGAGGACAGUGAGGAGAGACUACGGCGACAGCAGGAGGAGAAGGACAACCAGAUGAAAAGCAUUAUCUGCAGGUUAAUGGCAGUAGAGGAGGAACUGAAGAGGGACCAUGCAGAGAUGCAGGCUGUCAUCGACGCAAAGCAGAAGAUCAUUGACGCACAGGAGAAAAGGAUAAGCUCCCUGGACGCAGCCAACUCUCGGCUGAUGAGUGCCCUGACACAGGUGAAGGAGCGCUAUAGCAUGCAGAACCUGCGAAAUGGCCUCUCGCCGACCAACCCCACAAAACUGUCGAUCACUGAGAACGGAGAGUUUAAAAACAGCAGCUGCUGACUUCUAGUCGGACACAUGCUCUCCAUGCACACGCAGACCAAGGACCUGUGGACCUCUGGACUGGACUAUACAUCUACAAGGAAUGUAUAUCACUGUAUAUAAUGUGGAACUUGUUUUGGUUGUACAGAUGAUACUGGAAAAGACGGGUCUUUUGAAGAUGGAAACGGGAUCAACUGUUGUCAUGAAAUAGUGAAUUGGUGUUUUAUAAAUGACAUUAUUAUUACCAUAUGCAGACCCGUGCGAUUUUAAAAUAUUUUAAGUUUUCUCUAAUUUAGAGAUAUAUUGAAGAGAUGUACAUAUCAUGAAGUGGGUUUGUUUAAAUAAAUAAAAGCACAUCGUAAGCAGUUAUAGCCAUACAAACUUAUUGAACACAUGAUAGGAGUGGAAGGGCAAAAAUAAACCAAAAACAGUUUUAUGCACUCUGUUUUUCUAACCCUACUUUUUAAUAUAUUUUUUAACUUCUGCCUUCUAAAUUUAGGGUUUGAUUUUGUUUAGAUUUGCUGAUUUUGAGUAUAUAGCGACUGCUGCUUUCCCAUUUAGCUGAAAUCCUAGGUCUUUUGAGUUCAGGUUCUUAAGACCUACUGGAUCUUCCAAAAUUUACUAUCUCACUCCACCACUUAGCCACCACCUUGCAAAUGUUAUUUAUUUCUGUACUGCCUACUGUCAAGCCUUCAAGAUCCUAAGAGAAGAUUUUAACAUAACAGUCCUCCUGAAUUAGUAAAAUGUUCAAUUUCAUGUCAAUAUCUACUGUUACUUUUUUUUUUUUCUGUAUUUCCUCACAUUACUGUGAGCCCCACACAGGCACAAACUUUUCUGUUCCACAGAAACCUUGAAUGAACUGGUUUAUGACAAUAAUUGAUUAUGUGUCAGUUGUUGAAUGUCGUUGUGAAUAAAAGCUGCCUGUAAUAUUGUG
Molecule: messenger RNA, 5553 nt
Organism: Esox lucius (northern pike)
Lineage: Eukaryota; Metazoa; Chordata; Actinopteri; Esociformes; Esocidae
Gene: rasal2
Product: RAS protein activator like 2
Exons: 18
Coding region: 291-4640 (1449 amino acids)
Biological process (GO): regulation of GTPase activity
Source: RefSeq, a predicted model, not a curated record